AUGAAAACCAAACAAAGAAAAAUUUGCCAAGUCCCUGUCUGUCACGAUCCUGUCUCCGCUUUUGCCUACUGUGGUUUAUUUAUACAUCUAUUUCUGUGUAACAAUGAAGUUUACUCCACUAGUUUGGUCACAUGGAAAUUGGAGAAAACUAACAAAUUAUUUUUUCUUGAUUUCCCAAAUAGUACAUUGAUAAAAAAAAAAGGGGGUUUACCACUUCUUCCCUCCUUGCCCCUCUUUCUCCCAUCAUGUAAUUUCAAAAUUGUAAGACUAAAAUUAGCAGUGAUGGAGAUUCUCUCCUUUUCCCGGGUUUGGGGAAGGAAUUCUAGGAAUGGGGAAAACUGCUUUAUUUUCAUUGAUUAUCUCAUUCUUUUUCUUCAGGCAUGUGUAUACAAUUUAUUGGCUUACCUACCUGCUUGUGUCAUCUCUUGUUCAAAUUUACAGAUAUCUUGUAUGAUUCGUGGUCCCCAGCCAUGA
Messenger RNA from Ilex paraguariensis (yerba mate), 474 nucleotides. The record is from the annotation of a GenBank genome assembly. NCBI's taxonomy places the organism in Eukaryota, Viridiplantae, Streptophyta, Magnoliopsida, Aquifoliales, Aquifoliaceae.